Molecule: messenger RNA, 1549 nt
Organism: Mercenaria mercenaria
Lineage: Eukaryota; Metazoa; Mollusca; Bivalvia; Venerida; Veneridae
Product: multiple epidermal growth factor-like domains protein 10
Exons: 8
Coding region: 245-1276 (343 amino acids)
Source: RefSeq, a predicted model, not a curated record
CCUUCUGCCUGAUUUAUUUGUAUUUAAAAUGAUAACUCCUGUAAGAAUAUCAUUGACUUGUGAAAUGAAAUUCAUACUACACGAAUUUGUACAUUCAACCUGAACAUUUCAGCUACAUAAUACUAUUUAUACAUUUACAUGUAUAUGAAUUUCUUGACUUCCUGGAUUAAAAUAUGCCUUUAAACAUAUAUCUUCAUUUCAGUGUAAUUAUUUGUAAUAUUUCGCUUUGGAAAUAUGAUAAAAUAUGAAGUGGAUUAAAGAAGAGAUUCUACUCCAUUGGAUAUUUGCAUGGUCAGUAUUCGAUCCAAACUUUGCAGGUGGUGUAACUUACCAAAGUUGUGUUGCUGGCUGCAGUUGUUGUGUUGAUAAGAUCUGCGGUCCUGCCCAUGGGGUUCCAGAUGCGUGCAUAUACGGUUGUAUUGAUGGUCAUAGAGGUGCUAGAUGUGAUGACCUAUGUACACAUAAUUGUACAUCCUGUUCUAACGAUGCAAAUACAUGUGAAACAUGUUAUGAUGGCUUCUAUCUUGGAGUAAAUAAAGACUGUCAAUCAGAAUGCCCAGUAAACUGCAAGAAUAAUGUUUGUGAUAGUUUAUCAGGCGCUUGUGACGAAUGCAUGACAAACUACUACGGGGAGUCUUGCGAUUUGACAUGUCCUGAAAACUGCAAAGAUUCACAGACCAACGCACGUCGCUGUGUUUCCGCAAGCGGUGCAUGUAUCUUUGGUUGUAAAGAUGGCUUCUUUGGUCUAAGAUGUAAUGAAGAAUGCAGCAGUCUUUGUGUUGAUAGUGUGUGUACACAGGAAGAAGGAAUAUGUGUAAAUGGAUGUACCGGUCCGUAUUAUAAUCCGGUGUGUGUUUCUAGUUCAGAGAAACCACAAGGAGAACCCGACAAUACUUUAGCAGUGGUUGCAAUUGCCGUUUUAGCAACAAUUUUGGCUGUAGCUUCUACUGCGUUAUGUAUGUUAGUGUUGAAGACAAUCGUUGAGAAAUUACGCUCUACAGACAGGCAAAUCGAUGAGUCCAUGUCUCAAGUUCAAUAUGAACAUUCAGAAGUAGGAGAAGGAGCAAUACAAACUGAAAAUCAAACAGUUGUUUCAGAGGAAGAUAUCAUUGGUUAUGAAAGUCUCAAUAGAACCCAAGCCCAAGAACAUACGUAUGAUACAGCAAAACGUAACGUUACAAAAAGUAAGUAUCGCUCAUACAAUAUACAUACUAAGUCAAUGCAUUUUCCAAUUCCGACGUCUGAAUCAUCAUUAGAAACGUACGCAUGUAAAUAAUAUGAAUUACAAGCGGUGUCGUGGACAAAACGACACCUAAUACUUUUAAGUAUUGACCCAAAACAAAGGACAUGUGUGUUAUACCUUUUAACAAAUUAUUAUAGUUAUACGCAAAUUCAAAGACCAAAUAAAAACAUUAAAAAAUGCAAUUGCAAUGCUAGAUAUUCUGGAAGCACAGGACACGGGAAUCAGGACCGGAGCCAUGCAGUGCAAGAAAGGCCCACAACGUAUUGAAAUUUUAGUGGAAAAAUAUGAAAGAUGGGUUGCUUUAAA